Letharia columbiana is the source of this 1458-nucleotide messenger RNA. RefSeq lists its product as uncharacterized. Lineage: Eukaryota; Fungi; Ascomycota; Lecanoromycetes; Lecanorales; Parmeliaceae. The transcript has a single exon. Gene Ontology annotation, cellular component: plasma membrane. The record is from RefSeq and is a predicted model, not a curated record. Bases 1 to 1458 code for a protein of 485 amino acids. Gene Ontology annotation, biological process: ammonium transmembrane transport. Gene Ontology annotation, molecular function: ammonium channel activity.
AUGGCCACCCAACCAGCAUGGCUCGACAAGGGCGACAAUGCCUGGCAAAUGACCGCUGCUACCCUCGUCGGGCUGCAGUCCGUGCCAGGACUCAUGAUUUUGUACGCAGGUAUCGUCAAAAGCAAAUGGGCCAUCAACUCCGCUUUCAUGGCAUUUUAUGCCUUCGGCGCCGUCCUCAUCUGCUGGGUCAUUUGGGGCUAUAAAAUCGCAUUCGGAAAACACAUGCUGCCAUUCGCUGGCAUACCAGGCCCAACACUGUCAAUGGAAUACGAACUCACCCAAGCCUUAUUACCAACCUCCGGAAUCAGCGCCAAUUUCCCAAUGUCCGUCAUGGUCUACUUCCAGUUCGUUUUCGCAGCCAUCACUCUCGUCAUCACAGCGGGCGCCUUCCUCGGCCGCAUGAACUUCCUCGCCUGGGUCAUCUACGUGCCCCUCUGGCUUACCUUCUCCUACUGCGUCGUUGCCUACUCCAUCUGGGGCGGCGGCUUUCUUGCGGUCCUAGGCGUCAUCGAUUACUCUGGAGGCUACGUGAUCCAUCUCUCCUCCGGUACCGCAGGCUUCGUAGGCGCAUGGUGGAUCGGACCCCGCCUAGACGCGGACCGCGAAGACAACCGCCCCAACAACAUUGGCUCCGUCUUGAUAGGAGCAGGUAUCCUCUGGCUUGGCUGGAACGGCUUCAACGGCGGUGACCCCUAUGCCGCCAGCAUAGACGCGGGCGUUGCUGUGCUGAACACGAACAUCUGCGCCGCCAUGAGCAUGCUCUGCUGGAUGCUUUGCGACGUUGUCUACUACGGCAAACCCUCCAUCAUUGGCGCCGUCAACGGCAUGAUCUGCGGUCUGGUCGCCAUCACCCCGGCCGCAGGUGUCAUCGCGGGCUGGAGUGCUAUCGCCAUAGGUCUUGGAUCCGGUACCGUGCCCUGGCUCUCCAUGAACAUAUUCGGCAAAAAGGUCGCAUUCAUGCGCUCCGUUGAUGACGUCCUUGGUGUCUUCCACACCCAUUUUGUCGCUGGUAUUGUCGGGGGAUGCGCCACCGGUAUCUUCGCUACUAUAUCCGGCACCACGGCAUUUGCUCUCACAAACCCCGGCGGUGCGAUCGCGGGAAAUGGCGUGCAAGUCGGCUACCAGAUUGCAGGCGCCAUGUUUGUCAUUGGCUGGAAUGUCGUAUGGACAAGCUUGAUCAUGUGCUUCAUAAAAUAUGUUUUGCGUAUUCCAUUGAGGAUGUCUGACGAGCAAUUGUUAAUUGGUGAUUAUUCCAUGCACGGCGAGGAGGCAUAUGUGUUUGGUGAAGGGACAAGUGCUUUUGUGAAUGGGCCCCUGAGGGGAAAGGAAACUCAUGGUGCCGCUAUGGGUGAGGACCAGGCGGGCAUUAUUAUGGGGAAGAAUCCGGAGGUUGAGGAGAGACAUACUGGGUCGGGCUCGGGCAGUGAUCCCGUCGUGGAUGAGAUCAAGCGAGAUUAA